Molecule: messenger RNA, 1448 nt
Organism: Oncorhynchus gorbuscha (pink salmon)
Lineage: Eukaryota; Metazoa; Chordata; Actinopteri; Salmoniformes; Salmonidae
Product: hyaluronan and proteoglycan link protein 3-like
Exons: 7
Coding region: 132-1448 (438 amino acids)
Biological process (GO): cell adhesion
Molecular function (GO): hyaluronic acid binding
Source: RefSeq, a predicted model, not a curated record
UUUUUCUGCUGAACAUCCAUCAGAAGAAGCUGCAUCUCUCGCUUUUCUUUGACGUAAUAUUUUGGGGUUUAAUAAAAACUCGAAGAAAAGUCACGCGGCAUUAUACCAGCUAGUUGUUCAACUUGACAAGGAUGAUGGUGGCUCACCCUCGCCCCCUGUUGGUGAUAUUGCUGCAGCUGCUCCUCUCCUGCUUGCCCGCCCUCGGAUACUCCUCCAACAGAUUCUUCUACCAAGACAUUCUCAACAGAAACGGCAAUGGAGAGAUCCACUUUAACGGUGUAAAGCUCCAUGUGGACUCCUCCCAGCCCUCUGUGUUCGCUUUGCGAGGGAGUAACGCAACCCUAUCCUGCCGAUACUGGUACGAGCCAGAAUUGAGCUCCCCCAGGAGGGUGCGGGUGAAGUGGUCCUGGCUGCCCAUUGUGGGGGGCCAUGAGACAGACGUUCUAGUGGCCAUCGGGCCCCGCAUUCACAGCUUUGGGGAUUUCAGGGACCGGGUGCAUCUCAGACAGGACUCACCAGGAGAUGCUUCGCUGGUCAUGACUGAACUCCAGCUCAAUGACACGGGUCGUUACCGCUGUGAGGUCAUCGACGGGCUGGAGGACAAGAGCGCCACUGUUAACCUCGAGCUACGAGGUGUGGUGUUUCCCUACCAGCCUCCUCACGGGCGCUACAAUCUGACCUACCAUGAUGCUCAGCAAGUCUGCCAGGAGCAGGACUCCACUCUGGCCACUUUCGAGCAGUUGUUCCAGGCCUGGGAGGAGGGGCUGGACUGGUGCAACGCGGGCUGGCUGGCUGACGGGACAGUGCAGUACCCAAUCACCAAGUCCCGGAGCCCCUGUGGGGGGCUGGGCCUCGCCCCCGGGGUUAGGAGCUACGGUAGACGCCACCGCCACCUCCACCGCUACGACGCCUUCUGUUUCUCCUCCUCCCUCCGAGGUAAGGUCUACUACCUCCAGCUCCCCCAGAAGGUCAACCUCACUGAGGCCCAGCAGGCGUGCUUCAACGACGGGGCCCAGAUUGCCAAGGUGGGCCAGCUCUACGCCGCCUGGAAGUUCAUGGGCCUGGACCGCUGUGAUGCCGGAUGGCUUGCUGACGGGAGCCUGCGCUACCCCAUCAACAACCCCCGCCGCAACUGUGGCCCCAUGGAACCAGGGGUGCGCAGCUUUGGGUUUGCCCCACCGCACCGCAAGCACGGAGUGUACUGCUACAGUGCAGUUGUGGUGUUUCCCUACCAGCCUCCUCACGGGCGCUACAAUCUGACCUACCAUGAUGCUCAGCAAGUCUGCCAGGAGCAGGACUCCACUCUGGCCACCUUCGAGCAGUUGUUCCAGGCCUGGGAGGAGGGUCUGAACUGGUGCAACGCAGGCUGGCUGGCUGACGGGACAGUGCAGUACCCCAUCACCAAGCCCCGAAGGCCCUGUGGGGACUGGGCCUCUCCCCGGGGUUAG